Molecule: messenger RNA, 3260 nt
Organism: Seriola dumerili (greater amberjack)
Lineage: Eukaryota; Metazoa; Chordata; Actinopteri; Carangiformes; Carangidae
Gene: fam114a1
Product: family with sequence similarity 114 member A1
Exons: 13
Coding region: 73-1902 (609 amino acids)
Source: RefSeq, a predicted model, not a curated record
UGCAGUCACCUACCGGCCUGCCGACGUGGCGGGGCGGAAGAGGAGCCGCUAGCUGGCACCAAACGGAUCACCAUGUCCCAGGCUGCCCCCUCUGAUGCAGACCCCUCUGCAGACACCACCCACCCACCUGACCAACCCCCCCACACUGAAUCCGGCUCCUGCGAGGAUGUCCCAGCAGCCCCUGCACCACCCUCAGCCCCUCUGCAGCCUCCUUUGAUCCCUGAGAGUUUCAGCCCCCCACAGUCCACCGAGGAGAUGACCACAGAGGACCCCACCACCGCGACUGACAUUUCACAGGGCCAGACUGACCAACUAGAGCGUGUCGCUGAGGAUCAGGUGGUAGAAUGUGACCAACCAGUGAGCCUGGAGCCAGACACAGAGGCUGCAGAGGAGGAUGCAGAGAGGUCACUUGAGGAGAGAGACAAAGGCUGGGGAGGUUGGAGUUCAUGGGGAAAAUCUCUUCUGACUAGUGCCACCUCCACAGUGGGUCAUAGCCUGACCUCAGUAAAGGUGAAGGCAGGAGAGGCUCUGCGUCUCCACAGGACCUCAGUAGGAGAGGAGGUGCGAGAAGAGGAGGAGGGGGCAGAGGUGAAGAGAGAUGAAGGAGGAGAGAGUGGAGAGGCUGACUUGUCCAGUUCAGGGGAGUCUUCUUCUGUGAUUGCAGCAGCUUCUAGCAGAGGUGUUUUCUCUACAAUCACACAUGCUGUGCAGAACACAGGUAAGUCAGUGAUCAGUGGAGGUCUGGAUGCCUUGGAGUUCAUUGGAAAAAAGACCAUGACUGUUCUUGCUGAGAGUGACCCGGGUUUCAAAAAGACCAAGACCCUGAUGCAGAAGACUGCAUCACUAAGUCAGAUGUUGAAGGAAGCCAAGGAGAAGGAGCGCGCACGUCUGAGCAACCAGCCCAUCAGUGCACCCACAGCUCACUAUGGUAUUCUGUUUGACGACUACCAGGGCUUGUCACACCUCGAGGCCCUGGAGAUCUUGUCCAAUGAGAGUGAGGCCAAGGUUCAAGCAUUCCUGUCGUCCCUGGUUGAAGAGCAGCAGGAGGAGGUGAAGAAGGAGCUGAUUUUAAUCAAGGAUAUUUUCAUCAAGCAAGAGGAAGAGGAGGAGGAGGAAGGAGAGGGAGAAGGAGAAGGAGAAGGAGAAGGAGGACAGACGAAGGAUAAUGGUGAUCUAAGUUCCCAAUUACACUCUUCUACCCCCCUAUCUGCUGAUGGAGAGGAGUUUGUGAGUGUUCUCACUGAGCUGCUGUUUGAGCUUCACGUUGCUGCCACACCAGACAAACUCAACAAGGCUCGGAUGAGGGCCCAUGAUUGGGUGAACGAGGUGGAACAGCCUGUCACUACGGAGACAGUUGGCGGGGAAACGCAGGACCAGCCGGGAGGAGAGGCCUCGUCUGUAGUGAACAAAAAGGAGGAGAAGAAGAGAGAUGGAGAGGAGCAGGUGGAGGAGAUGAAGGGAGAAGAGGAGGAAAAGAAGGAGAAAGAGAACGACCCCAGAUCUGUAGAGGUUGUCUACCUGUCAUCAGUAGGCAGUCUGGCAGAAGUGACGGCUCGCAGUAUCGAGCAGCUCCACAAGGUGGCAGAGCUCAUCCUCCACGGCCAGGAGUUAGAGAAACCAGCCAGAGACCAGGCACACAUCCUCGCUAGGCUGACAUGUGCCAUGUGUAAGGAGGUGGAGUGUUUGGCCAGGAAGUUCUCGGACACUAUGCUUCUGGUUGGGGGCCAGAAGAAAGCAGAGGAGUUGAAUCCACUGGUAGACAGUGUGCUGCUAGAGGGCUCCAACAGUACCAACUACAUCCAGAAUGCAUUUCAGCUGCUGCUUCCCGUCCUGCAGAUCUCCCACAUCCAGAGCCAACACUGCCGACCCACCACAGACCCAGCUGCACAGACACAGCACUAACACACACACACACACGUGCCACCUGCUCACCCGCUUGUCUUAAUAUAUCUAUUGUUGUACAGUGACUUAUAGAGAUUAGAUUAUUCCAGAUUACACGCUUAUAUCAACAUUAAGUGCCGCAGCAACAGGCAGAAGAUGUUUAGAUAUGCAGAAUAUAAUCUUGAAGAUAACAAUUUAAUGAACAGAUACAUGUGGUAAUGAGCCACAUGCAGGUUGUAUGUGUGUUUCUUCCACCUUGUAUCUCUGAAUGUUAUUCUGUCUCUGUUUGAUAUUUUUGCUUUGAGGAACCAAACAUUGUCCAGAGCUGAAUCAGUUUCAGCUGUGACUCAUUCUGUCUGACAAACAAAGAUGUUUCUCUAACAUUUCCAAAAUACUGAACCAAAAACAAAACAUGAUAACUGAUUGUGUUGAAGGGAUUCUUCAUUAAUGUAUAUUAAGCUUUCUUUGCACUCCUUGUAAUUUUAACAGAAAGAACUUUGAAUAACACUAAUGAAAUGUAUGUUUUGCUGAAUUGUUCUGAAAUCUCGACUGAGACAAAACGCCAGUAUUAAUGAUGAUACACCACAAUCUUUGUUGUUUCUUUUUCAUUUUGUUUUUUUUUUUACGUUAAAUUAUAUGAAGCGACACUACCUUAUAUUUCACUCUUAUCUAGUUUGAUUUGAACAGAAAAUACUUUGAAUUAGGAAACAUUUUGUUCUCCUUCUCCCCUCUUGUGUACACUCAUAAAAAGUAGUUUGACAUUUCUUUGGGAAAAAGCAAAUAAGUACAUUUCCCACCUUGAAGAAGGCAGUAGCCAAAACAUGUAGUGUGUUUAAACUUUUUCUUGCCCUCUGGAAUAAAGGCUUUUAAUAUUGUUUUACCAGGAUCACUAGAUUUACAUACUCUUUGAUCCUCAGAGGUAAAUAUAUCAACCAUUUUCCGCUUGACAACUGGUGGAUUUUCAGCAGCAGUCCUGAGGUGCUCACAGUGCAUCUGUUUUUUGAAUAUCCAGUGUUAAAUUGACUCUUACCUUCCAGCCAGCAGUUAUUUAGACCUCUCUCUUCCCCUUCUUUACCCCCCCCCCCCUUUAGAAAUACACUGAUACAGGCAAGAAAGUUAUUAGGCAAAGAAAAUAUUAGUCAGUCCUGUCAUAAUGUUUUGGCUCCUCGCAGCUACUGCAAGAUGGGGUAAGAUUGUUUAUCAGCCGCGCUUCUGCCUUAGAAUAUAAAAUGAUUUGUAAUGUGAUCUGGAAAAUAUUUUGGGAGCAAAAGUCAUUUAUUUAACUUUGGACAGUUUACUAAUGUGUUUAGACUGCCCUCUAAUAAAAUGCCCUAAGACUGUUUGAGGAUGACAUGUUGAAAAUAAACAGUUUAACCAUC